AUGGACGACCGAAUCAAGCACCAUUUGGACAGAAACACUGCAUGGGGCAUUCUAAACGAAGGGGGAGUCGAGAACAUCCGAUUGAAUACUCCAAAUGAGCGAGAAGAGUCCGUUCGAAAGUUCCUCGCUUUGGGCAAAAAGUCGGAAUCGCUCUUCACCCUCCUUAGCGUUUCCAAACACGACGCUCUGAGAAGAGAUGUCGUCGCAAAACUGGCCGAAAAGAAGUGUACUGAGGCGAUGGAAACGUUUCAGCAGGCACCGGAUGAUUUUAAAGGAACCAUUCUUGAGGAGGUUCUCUCUCUAGCUGCGGUUAUGCCAAGUAAUGAACCGAUUAGAAAUUCGUUCAUCACUUUUUUAAAAUGCAACAAGUCCUUGUUCAACGAGACUCAAGAAAUGCGUUUUCCCUUGCUCGUGCCUGAAGUAAAGGAGGAAGAACCUGAACGACCUCUUUUGGAAGAUUUUCUCUGGGAUCGAUCCUUCACCGAUUCUCUCGAUGGCGCGUUGAUCCAUGCUUUGACGCUCAAGAAAAUGAUUGGCGAGCACGAGGCCGAUGUCAACGAUGGUGCCGCUCCUGCGAGGGGAAAUCUAACUGUAGCCAAUUUGAACAUCACUUGCGCCGGGCCAAAGACCUCAUCUUCGAAAGCGAAAGUCCAGCGCUUCUGUCGGCGUCUUGAACUCGCCGUUCACGAAUACUUGAAGUCAUACGACCGUUCUUGCUUCGAAACGCCUUUUCAAAAAGUAACAGACGAAGACUUUUCGACAGAUCUUCUCAAACUCAACUUUGAAUGCCUGAGAGCCGAGCUACUCGGCACGGAUCAGCAAAGAAUGGAUGAACUCAUCAAUAACGUUAUUGAGGACUCUGUCAGGAGGAAAAUCAACGAGGACGUAAUGUUCGGCUGUUUUCAUACAAAACCCAAGGAAGAGGUUUUUCAAACGCUUGAGAAAUUGUCAAGGACGAGCAACUUUGAAACACAAGAGCGGAUAUGCAAACUGGGAAUCAAAUAUUUCAAAAACAAUCAAGGAUAUGCCGCUGCUUUCAAACAAACUCUUAUGAUGGGCUCUUGGUCGCGUAAAAUAUCCGAACUUCUUUCCAUUCCAAAAAAUGAAGUAAACCUGAGAGACUACCGCGACGAAUACUGCCUCAAGCUUCUCGCCAAGCCGCAAAUACCCUUCGAAACAGUCAACGAAUACAUCGACGCUUUCCAGAUUUCAAGGAACAACAUUUUAUACAGAUUCCUGCAAUGGCAAUUCGUCGGUGAAGAUUCUGGCAUUGAAUCGAGUGCGCUUGUUGUCUCGCAUAAGCCGAAAAUUGAACUUUUAAGCUACACCAAGAGCAUCAACUCAAGCUGGAAAAGCAUCGAGCCGCGAUUGAGAUGGGCGCUGCGCAACUUUAACAUAAAAUCGCCUAUCAAAGAGCUUCUGGAGUGGCUUGGUCUGACCGUACGCACAAGCUACCAGCGAAUUCGAUUUCUUCUCGAGGAAAUUAUUUUCAUGAAGAAAGACAAUCCAGAAUUAGAGAGCGAUUCGCGCGCGGAGCAAUAUUUAAACGACUUGGAAGAGUUCGAAAAGUACCGGCUUCUUAAAUCGACCGAUGAAUGCGACCGUCUCCCAUUCCACUGGAUAGCUAGCGAGAAGCCGAAAAUGCUUGAAGCAAUCCGGAAGGAGUGUCUCCCAACCAACUACGAGAAGAUCAUUUGGGUCGCAAAGACAAGCAUUGUUGGGCUGAGUGAAGCAGAUGUCAAGAUGAAUUGCGUCAAAAAUCUUGUCACGAAGAUGCGGGGCGUAAGAUCUGAUGAAGGAACAGAGCUGAAUUCUCUUUUAGCGGUUCUAAAGAUUGGGUCGACCGCAAGAGAGCAAAUAAUUGGAGAGCUAUCACUCAAUUGCCAUAUGUACAUGCACACGGCUCGUUGCAUCGAUAAACCAGCUCAAGCGUCAAAGUUUCUCAAGGAAGCACUCAAAGACCUGGAGCAAUACCGUGGGAUAAUUGCUGAAAUUGCCGACAUAAGCCAGAAAUACCAGAGCUUGCGCGACUACUCGAAUCUGAUUGAAACCAAGCAGGUCUUGUCACGAAAUCAUUUUUACGAUGAGAAGACUCGGUCGUUCUUCAAUGAGGGCAGACAAGCCCUAUCUUCGAGCACAAUUCUAUCUUUAUUUUUACAGCUAUUCGAGGAUACAAGCAACAACAAAAACGACCUCGGAUUAGUGCUCACAGAGGUUUGCAAAAAUGCGGACAUCCCCGUCGCCGUUGUUUAUCAAAAUCUCGUCGAAACGUGGCUGAAUAUGACCCCGAUCCCAGUCCGAAAUAUCGUCGGCAUAUCCUCAAUCUGGGACAAGACAAAAGUAGCCAAGGCACUCUUCAACCAAGCGUACUCUGGGUCGCUGGAGCAGCGCUGCGAAAUCAUGGAUCAUCUUCUCAAAUCUUUCGACGAAGAGGAAAUGGCCGAGAUCGCGAAUACACUCGGGAUGGAUUCGGCCGGCUUUGGCUCCAAAAAAGCGCUCAUCAAGCAAACUCAAUCCUGGAAAGAUCAAUGCCGUCUCAAGGUACUUGGCAUGAGCUCGAAGAACUUGGUGGCUUUUUAUAAAACUGACGAUAAAGUAGCCGGGCUCAAUCAAAUGUUGGACGCGUUGGAAGGCUCGCACGAAGCCUCAAAGGCGCUGGGCGAGUUGGCCUUCAAUAAUAAACUCGUCGACGACGAUUUGUGGACUCGUAUCUUUGCCAACUUCGUUGUCGGAGAGGAGCUCUUCGCGUUUAUACGCCGUCUGAAUCGACAAAAAUGGUUCAACACGAUGCUUGAAGAAAGCGUCAUGUUCGACCGGACUUUCCGAAAAAUCUGGACAGCGUGCAUCGAGCUUAAUGUUGAUACCCGGCCAGAUCUGGUGGUCCAAGCGCUUUACGAGUACCCGAAAGCCUUCCUUAUCGACAUCGAGAAAAUCGCCUUCAAGCUCAUCAGCAAGGACAACGAAGUUGAAGCUCUCCAGAUCAUUCCACGCGCGGCUACGUUUGAUCAGCGAGAAAUAUUCGACCGAAUCGUCAAAGCCGUCACCUGGAAGAAGCUUGUGAGCUCAGUUGUCAAGAGAAAUCGGCUUCUACUCUCGCACUGCGAAGUUUCCCAAAUGCUGCUUUGGACGGCUACGCCAGAGAAUCUUCGCAAAUUGACGAUGGAUGAGUAUCGUUGGAUAAAGAACGAAGCGAUUAUCCAGGGCUUCAUUGAUCCCCUUGUGCAAAUGCUCUUUAGGGAUAAUAAAUUUGAUGAAAUCAAGUCGCUUCUUCUCCUUUAUGGAAAGAAGAACCCCGCGAUAAUGUCUGAAUUCGAACAAAUCUCACGUCUGCAGCGAACCGAGCGAGAUCAAAAGCUUCAAGCAAUGUUCGACUCUAAUGGGAUUCCUCAAUUCUUCCGCCCGAUCCCCUCUGCCGCUGAAAUCUUCCCUGGAAGCUCAUAG
Molecule: messenger RNA, 3441 nt
Organism: Oikopleura dioica
Lineage: Eukaryota; Metazoa; Chordata; Appendicularia; Copelata; Oikopleuridae
Source: the annotation of a GenBank genome assembly